Messenger RNA from Naegleria fowleri, 252 nucleotides. RefSeq lists its product as uncharacterized. The transcript has a single exon. NCBI's taxonomy places the organism in Eukaryota, Heterolobosea, Eutetramitea, Acrasida, Naegleriidae. Bases 1 to 252 code for a protein of 83 amino acids. The record is from RefSeq and is a predicted model, not a curated record.
AUGUUUUUGAAUGCUGCUUGUUUGGGAUUUAUCUGUUAUGAAAUGUAUGUGAUCAAUUCGACCACUUUAGGAGUUUUGUUUAGUUUUUUGGCAAUAGGUCAAUUGAAGGCCAUUGAAAUUUGGGGUUUGUUUUGGUUGGAGAUGAAACAAGAAAAGGAACAAGCAAAAGAUGUUGGUUUUGGUAUCAAUAGUGGAGAAAUUGAUCCUCAGGAUCAACAUCAGAUAUUGGAAGAUGAAGAGGAGAAGAUUUAA